AUGGCAAACUCAAAGUACGAGUACGUUCGCAACUUUGAGCAGCCAGAUCCAUUGCUGCCGAACACCUGGCUCGUUGUCCGAAUUGACGGACGAGGAUUCCACAAACUUUCUGCAAAAUAUGGCUUUGAAAAGCCAAAUGAUCGGCGGGCCAUAGAUCUCAUGAAUGCCGCCGCCGCAUCUGUAAUGAAAGAUUUACCUGACAUUGUCAUUGCAUACGGUGUGAGCGACGAAUACAGUUUCGUCUUUCAUAAAUCAUGCACGCUAUUUGAGCGGCGUGAAAGUAAAUUGGUCACAACAGUCGUGUCGACAUUUACUUCGUACUACGUCCAUCUUUGGUCGUCUUACUUUACAAACGUACCUUUAUCCGCCCCCAUGCCAUCAUUCGAUGGCCGGGCUGUCAUGUAUCCAACAGAUCAUAACCUGCGAGACUACCUCAGCUGGAGACAGGUCGACUGUCACAUCAAUAACCUCUACAAUACCACGUUCUGGGCCUUGAUCCUAUUAGGUGGGAUGGGCGCCACGGAGGCUGAAAAAGAGUUGAUGGGAACAUAUUCUUCAGAUAAAAACGAAAUUCUGUUCUCUAGGUUCAAGAUCAAUUACAAUAAUGAGCCAGAAAUAUACAAGAAAGGCAGCGUUGUCAUUCGAGAUUACGAGCUUGUUGAACCUAAGAAGUCGACUGCUGCCGUUGACAGCCCUGGCAUGGCUGAGCAAGAAUCCUCUGACGCGGAAAGGGGAAUUUCCGCUCAGCUGUCCAAGACCCAGCAAGAGAAAGAGCGCAAACGGCGAGAGAAGGCUCGAAUCACUGUGCAGCAUAUCGAUAUUAUAAAAGACGAAUUCUGGCAGAGGAGGCCGUGGCUGUUAUCCAACAAACCCGGAAAGAUACCCAAAGAGAUAUGAGCGGGGGCAGCUAGAAGUACGAAAAGCGAGUAGAGUUGAACGUUACGA
Messenger RNA from Xylona heveae TC161, 945 nucleotides. Its product is annotated as tRNAHis guanylyltransferase. The transcript has 8 exons. Gene Ontology annotation, biological process: tRNA modification. Lineage: Eukaryota; Fungi; Ascomycota; Xylonomycetes; Xylonales; Xylonaceae. The record is from RefSeq and is a predicted model, not a curated record. Gene Ontology annotation, molecular function: tRNA guanylyltransferase activity; magnesium ion binding. Bases 1 to 897 code for a protein of 298 amino acids.